This is a messenger RNA of Apis dorsata (giant honeybee), 907 nucleotides long. RefSeq lists its product as uncharacterized. The coding region runs from base 369 to 695 and encodes 108 amino acids. The transcript is spliced from 2 exons. The record is from RefSeq and is a predicted model, not a curated record. NCBI's taxonomy places the organism in Eukaryota, Metazoa, Arthropoda, Insecta, Hymenoptera, Apidae.
UCGAGGUUAAAACAAAAACGUAUAAUAAUAUUCGCUUAAAUUAUAAACACGAGUCGAUUCGUUUUGUUUAUACUUUUACCGUACCGUAUUAUAUACCGUAGCGUAUUAUAUACGUACACACACGAAAUUUAAUCCGUACGUUAUAAUAUUUAUACUCGCAGAUUUCCGUUUGCGAAAUCAGUUGAUAAGAAGACGCGCUUGUGGACGGUUCGACGGUGCUCUCUUUCCUUCGUUUUAUAUAUAUAUAUAUAAAAAGCGACACAUUUUACGUCGAAACGAGGGAAGAUGGAAAGAACGUGGAAAGAUUAUUGAUGGGCCCCCGAUAGCUAAGAUGAAGGCAAGCGAAUCACUGCCGGUGUAAUUACGAAAUGGCUGUUAGGACGGAACGCCGUUAUUCCAGCACGAACCGAUCCAUCAUCCACCGUCGCUACGGGGUGGCGUUGAGCUAUGAUCGGGGGGAUCGCCGAUGUAAUUACCAUGAAGUGGCUUUCAUCGUGCUGCGCCCAUUUGAUGCUCUUAAGGUGAAUUCAUUGUUCACAGGCCCGUCCGUAUUGGGAAUCGAUCAUAGAUCACCGUUGACAUCAUCGGUGAAGAGAAAGGGAGGAAAUCUUCGUCGAUAUCGGCACAGGUCCGACACCUAUUUUCACGUCGGGGGAAUCCCGCUUUUCCGCGAGACGCUGGAAAAUUGCGCGUGAAAAGCAGACGAGACGUUUUAAUUUAUUUACGUUGCGGUGGCGAGGGGAGUUGUGGACGACAUUUCGAUCAUCGAAGGAAGUAAUUUAUUUCUUCGUGCUUCUUUUAUCUCGCGCAUCUCGAGCGGAGGAACGAAAGGAUUUUGAUUCCACUGUGGUAAGAGAUCCUUUGAAAUUUUGUCGUGAAUAGUGAACAUUAUAAUUUAAUUAUUAUU